AUGAUUUUUUCAACUCAGAAUCAUCAUGUCGCCAUCAUUGGUACCGGCGCCAUAGGCCGCCGUAUCGGCUUAGUUUGGGCCUCAAGAUCGGGUUCUGUCAAGUUGUAUGACCCCGACACAAGUCAGGCCGGAGAUGCAUUAGAAUGGAUCCAGAGAUCCGUUUCAAAUGUGUCGAAACGGUCCAAAGAUGUUCCCGGAUUGGUGGAGAUCAGUGCCAACCUUGAAGACGCGGUCCAUAAUGCCUGGAUGAUAAUCGAAUGCACACCAGAAGACCAAAAGCUGAAGACGCGCAUAAUGGGUGAUAUUUCCCGCUUGUCUGAUCCACAAAGUAUCAUUGCAACCAACUCAUCGUCCUUCAAGAGCAGUAUCUUGGUAUCUGAUGUCAGCGUGGAGGAUCAGCAACGCGUGUUGAACACCCAUUAUUUUCUUCCUCCGGAGGUCCCAAUCGUUGAAUUUAUGACGUGUGGUCAGACCGAUCCGAACAUCAUUAAAGACCUGAUUCCAAGGUUCCGUGAGGUUGGGCUUGAUCCUAUCAUUCUCAAGGCAGAAUCAACUGGCUUUCUAGGCAACCGAAUUUGGGCCGCCAUCAAACGAGAGAUCAUGAUGAUACUCGCGGAGGAUAUCGGCAGCCCUGCCGAUAUUGAGAAAAUAUUCAAACACAACUUCCAGGCCCGACUUGGGCCUUGUGAGGGAAUGGAUAUAGUCGGAUUGAACGUUGUGUGCGAUAUUGAAGAGCACUAUAUUCAAGAACGCAAUCUUCCUCGUGAUGGCGUCGACUUCAUCAAGCAAAACUACAUAGACAAAGGAUAUCUGGGAAAAGCGACUACUCGCGGUCUCUUGGAAUAUUCUACGCCAAGUAGUCUGGAUGUACCAUUUCCAAAACGUCUCAAAGAGCAGCUGAUCGGAGCCUGGGAGUUGAUUGAAUACGUCUCAGAAUCCAAAUCCGAUCCGACUCAGAAGCAUUAUCCCAUGGGGAACGACGUACAGGGCAUGCUUAUUUAUUCCUCGAAUGGAUUCAUGUCUGUCCAUCUGCAACUUCUGGGCCAGACACCAUUCCAGUCUGAUAGUCCACUCACCGGAAAUGAACAGGAAUCGAUUGAAGCUGCUAGAAGAUGCCUAGCCUAUAGCGGAUCAUAUAUUUUUAUUGAAGAAGAGGGCCGAAGUCCAUCAAUUCAACAUGAUAUCGUCAACUGCAGCUUUCCUAAUUGGCAGGGAACCACGCAGCGUCGUUUUGCAAGCAUCGAUAGCAGCGAUAAUAAAACUGUACUGACAUUGACACCGGAUGAAGCGGAAGGACAGAUACCAAAGGAACAAUCGGGUGAUGGAAGGGUCUGUUUACGAUGGAGAAAGCUUUCGGAUAAUUAG
Molecule: messenger RNA, 1365 nt
Organism: Penicillium soppii
Lineage: Eukaryota; Fungi; Ascomycota; Eurotiomycetes; Eurotiales; Aspergillaceae
Exons: 1
Coding region: 1-1365 (454 amino acids)
Biological process (GO): fatty acid metabolic process
Molecular function (GO): NAD+ binding; oxidoreductase activity, acting on the CH-OH group of donors, NAD or NADP as acceptor
Source: RefSeq, a predicted model, not a curated record